Saccostrea echinata is the source of this 2483-nucleotide messenger RNA. Its product is annotated as zinc finger CCCH-type antiviral protein 1-like. The record is from RefSeq and is a predicted model, not a curated record. Gene Ontology annotation, molecular function: metal ion binding. Bases 77 to 967 code for a protein of 296 amino acids. The transcript is spliced from 4 exons. NCBI's taxonomy places the organism in Eukaryota, Metazoa, Mollusca, Bivalvia, Ostreida, Ostreidae.
GGAAAAUGAUAUAAACGGAUAUUAAGUUGUAUAACUUACAUCACACGAUCGGACAGUCAUCUGCUUAACCAAAGUAAUGGCAUACCUGAGACGAGAAGCAGGGGGACCUCAGACCCCUAUGACAUUCUCUCAAUUCAUAAAGGAGACAGCUGAAAGAAUCUUAGGUAGAGAGAAAUGUUUGACAGUAUCUGGGCUGACGAUGGCCAUCAAGAACGACCCCUGCUGUAAAUAUCUUCAGCUAAAACCGCUCAGCCUUCAGAAGAUUCUACAGGGUUACUCGGAAUCCUUCAGUCUUAAAGGAUCACAAGAGGACCCGAAUGUCUCACUUCACCUCAGCAUCGAUGUCUGUGACAAUGUGAGGAACUGCCCUGGUUUUCCACAGUGUAAGGAUCUCCAUAUUUGUAAAUACUUCAUGCUGGACAACUGCAUUCAUACGAAGAGAAAAACUAGAAAACCCUGUCCUUAUCCGCAUACACUGAGUUCAAAGCACAAUAGGAAAGUUCUGCAGCAUCAUCAUCUUCUGUAUAUGGACCUACCGACCAUUAAGAAAAUGAUUCAGGAGGAAUCUGGGGAUAAGACACAGAGCACCUGCACCUCCCCCACGCAUGAACAUGUACCAUUAAAGCUCUGUUAUUACUACAACCGUCGAGCCUGCGAGAGAGAGAAUUGUUCUUACCUUCACCUGUGUGAGUUCUUUGUUAAGGGCACGUGUAAGUUUGGAAGACGAUGUAAAAAGAGCCAUGACGUACAUUCGCGCCAAGUUCAAGAAAUUCUGUCGGAAAAUAACCUUGACCUGGAUGGAGAUGUGGAAGAUAUUCUGGAGAGCCUGCGGGAGGAGCUGUACGGGGGGAGUGUAGAGGAGGAGGAAUCAGAUGAAGAGGAGGACGAGGAACAGAUAGAAGUGUAUUCACAGCACUGUCCUCCCAGGAGAAGCUACACAAACUUCAGAAGAGGAGAUCGUCAUUGAGGUGUGGACGGAGUUGUUCUGAUACGAAACAAGAUACACGUAAAAGACAAAAAGAAUAUAAAAGAGAAGUCGUCAGGUCCGCAUUCUGAUUUGUGAAGAACAAUUUUUAAAAUGCAGAGUGAAUUGUAUUGAUCUAUCUAAAGAUUUUUUGUUUACAUUUUCAUAUACAUGCAAUUUUCUAUAAUAUAUCUCACAAUUUUUAUUUUAAUUCAAUGACAAGCACAUUUCAUGUAUUGCAUUCUUAAAUCUUGAGCCUGACACCCUAUGCCAUUCCUAUCUAUAAUAAUUUUGUUUCUUAAACAUUGCAAGAUUCUUGGUAGGGGCGACUUCAGAGUUAAUACGUGUUGACCCAAGCAAUAUUUGGUCAUUUUGAUGUUUUAUGGUAUGGUAUUGACAUAUCUGACCUUGUCUGGCUCGUAAAAUAUUGAAAAAUUGAAGAAUGAAGAAUAUAGAAAUUCCUUGUGGACAGAAAGCUUAUGAGCUGUGUUAAGCUUCAUCAUUCAAGUCGGGAAGAUUUCAGUUUUUAAUGCUUAAUUGAGUUCCAAGACUUUUACAGAGGCUCUGAAAGUCACUGCAGAUGACUGAACGAGGUAAUUUAUCAGUCAACAACAUGUGGUGGUACCGGUGAACAUUAUCUCUAUUUCGUUCUUUAUUUAACUUCAGUUCUACAUGUACUUACUUCUUUACGUAAAUUUCCAUAUUCGUAUUCGAUUUGUCUUUAAAACUUCAUUAUCUAUUAAUUAAUUACUAGCCUCACUCUAGGCGGACUCAAACUCCCCUGGAAAAUAUCUUAGAAUUAAAAAACUGUAAAGAAACACAACGCGAAGCAUAAAACCUUUCAAUAGUAGUGGCUGAAUGCCAGACUACUACAAAUGAAAAGAAAAGCAAAAUAAAAGGACGAGUAGCAUUGUAACUCAACAUGAUAUGUUAUUUAAAAAAGUACAAAGAAAAAAGUUUUUUAUGGAUUAGUUAUAUAGUUUAUGUGUACAGAAGUCUAAUAUAAAAAAAAAUAUAAUUCAUCCUGGUGGAUGCAUACAAUAGUCAAAUAAUGUAAUGAGUACCUACAGUGGCUGCUAUAGGACACGAAUGGGAAUUAAUUAAUUUCGUGGGAACGAAUUUUAUGUCGUGGGAACGAAUUUUAUUUCGUGAGAUCGAAAUUUAAUUUAAUUGGAAUUAGCUCUUAAAUAAAAUUUGUAGGUCGUUGCACGUUCAUCAAAGCAAAAAAAUUGAGUUGAUGGAAAUGAUGAAAGCACGGUAUUCGAUUUACAGAUUUAUGUGAAAAAAUAUAAUAAUAACUAUCUCAACAAAAUCAAUGUGAAAUCAACGAAAAUAUUAAUAAAAAAGAACAUGUAAAUAAAUUAAUUGACCGUACAGCAAUUGUUAUUUGCAUCUAUGUAUGUGCCAUAAUUUAUAUUUAAAGUGACAAGUAAUCAUUUUCAGCUUUUUUAUUUUGAUUUUAUUUUUUAUCUACAUGUGUAAGUUAUUGCAUGAAAAAAUAAAUCUUGUAAUCUUCUUA